Messenger RNA from Budorcas taxicolor (takin), 1383 nucleotides. RefSeq names its product cholinergic receptor muscarinic 1 (gene CHRM1). Gene Ontology annotation, cellular component: dendrite; plasma membrane; synapse. The coding region runs from base 1 to 1383 and encodes 460 amino acids. The transcript has a single exon. Lineage: Eukaryota; Metazoa; Chordata; Mammalia; Artiodactyla; Bovidae. Gene Ontology annotation, molecular function: G protein-coupled serotonin receptor activity; G protein-coupled acetylcholine receptor activity. The record is from RefSeq and is a predicted model, not a curated record. Gene Ontology annotation, biological process: cognition; G protein-coupled receptor signaling pathway, coupled to cyclic nucleotide second messenger; saliva secretion.
AUGAAUACCUCAGCGCCACCUGCCGUCAGCCCCAACAUCACUGUCCUGGCACCGGGAAAGGGUCCCUGGCAAGUGGCCUUCAUCGGGAUCACCACGGGCCUCCUGUCACUGGCCACGGUGACAGGCAACCUGCUGGUGCUCAUCUCUUUCAAGGUCAACACGGAGCUCAAGACGGUCAACAACUACUUCCUGCUGAGCCUGGCCUGUGCUGACCUCAUCAUCGGUACCUUCUCCAUGAACCUCUACACCACGUAUCUGCUCAUGGGCCACUGGGCUCUGGGCACGCUGGCCUGCGACCUCUGGCUGGCCCUGGACUAUGUGGCCAGCAACGCCUCGGUCAUGAACCUGCUGCUCAUCAGCUUCGACCGCUACUUCUCGGUGACCCGGCCCCUGAGCUACCGCGCCAAGCGCACACCCCGCCGGGCAGCCCUGAUGAUCGGCCUGGCUUGGCUGGUCUCGUUCGUGCUCUGGGCCCCGGCCAUCCUCUUCUGGCAGUACCUGGUAGGGGAGCGGACGGUGCUGGCCGGGCAGUGCUACAUCCAGUUCCUCUCGCAGCCCAUCAUCACCUUUGGCACGGCCAUGGCUGCCUUCUACCUCCCCGUCACGGUCAUGUGCACCCUCUACUGGCGCAUCUACCGGGAGACAGAGAACCGGGCCCGGGAGCUGGCGGCCCUGCAGGGCUCGGAGACGCCGGGGAAGGGGGGCGGCAGCAGCAGCAGCUCAGAGCGGUCCCAGCCGGGGGCCGAAGGCUCCCCAGAGACCCCUCCAGGGCGCUGCUGCCGCUGCUGCCGGACCCCCCGGCUGCUCCAGGCCUACAGCUGGAAGGAGGAAGAGGAGGAGGAUGAAGGCUCCAUGGAGUCCCUCACCUCCUCGGAGGGUGAGGAGCCUGGCUCCGAGGUGGUGAUCAAGAUGCCCAUGGUGGACCCCGAGGCGCAGGCCCCUGCCAAGCAGCCGCCCCGGAGCUCCCCAAAUACGGUCAAGAGGCCGACCCGGAAGGGGCGCGAGCGGGCAGGCAAGGGCCAGAAGCCCCGUGGGAAGGAGCAGCUAGCCAAGCGGAAGACCUUCUCGCUGGUCAAGGAGAAGAAGGCGGCUCGGACCCUGAGCGCCAUCCUGCUGGCCUUCAUCCUCACCUGGACGCCGUACAACAUCAUGGUGCUGGUGUCCACCUUCUGCAAGGACUGUGUCCCCGAGACCCUGUGGGAGCUGGGCUACUGGCUGUGCUAUGUCAACAGCACCAUCAACCCCAUGUGCUACGCGCUCUGCAACAAAGCCUUCCGGGACACCUUCCGCCUGCUGCUGCUCUGCCGCUGGGACAAGCGUCGCUGGCGCAAGAUCCCCAAGCGCCCCGGCUCUGUGCACCGCACCCCCUCCCGCCAGUGCUGA